AUGGCCGCCUUCGUGAGGGUUUCCGGUCCGCCCAACAGCAGCUUUCUGGUCGGCUACCCGGGCAUCUCUGCGACCCUACCCCGCAUCGAAGGCAAAGUCGAGAUCCGUCCAUCCCAGGGCUUUUCCAUGCCCGUCGCCGUAUCGCUCGUGCGCAUAUGUCUCCAGCGACGAGAAACCAUCCACCCUGCCGCCGAGAAUGUCGCGAAACGACACCUGGGUACUCCGAGGAGGGAGACCACCGACGUCGUCGGUAAGGAGCUGCUGCUGUUCCGGUGCCAGUCCGGGAAGGAGGCCGAGAGUGUCAUUGCAAUGGACCUACCGUUUGUCCUGUUCAUCCCCUUUGGGCGAGGCGGCGAAGAGACGAACCGACGAAUACCCCCCGCCUCGCUGCAACUCCCCAGCCGAACCGCCGAGACCUACUACGAGCUUGUUGUCACCGUGCAGCAAGGCCACACCCUACAGAACAAAUACUCCUUCCCCAUACCGCUGCAACGUUACGAUACCUUGUCGACGUUCGGCAUGUACAACAAACCCGAGUCGCGCCAAGUCAGCGACGCAAGUGUCGUCACCCUAGGCAUCUCGGUGCCAAAAUGGAGCUACGGCCCCCUCGACCCGAUAACUGUUUACAUCAAACUGGUGCCGAACCCCGACUGGAUGAAGAAAGCGCUGAAGGUUACGAUCCAGAAGAUCACCGUCACCAUCGAGGAGGAGAUCACGUACAACCCCGAAGGAGACGAGCCAACGAAAAAGGUCAACAAGGUCGCGAAAAACACGCAGCUCGUGAACACAAGGAUGCCCGAGGCGGGCUAUGCUACGAAUCUCGGCUUGGUGUUUCCCUCCAAGGACCUGCGCGAUCCGGACGGCAUCAUCCGGAGGGGGAAGCCCGCAUUUCCCCUAUACGAAGUUACUUCCUUCACCACGAGCUCAACAUUAUACAAGAUUGAGUUCUACCUGACCGUCAAGGCGCAACUCGGCUCCACGAAGGAUCUCACAGUUCGGCAGCCGCUGGUGAUCUGCCCGAUGGACCAGCAAGCGUGCAAGGAGGAGAUGGACGCCAUCGAACAAGCCGCCAAGGACGCCUCGCAUGUUGACCCGAACAACCCAAUGCUCCCGGCCCGGUCGAUCGUCUUGGUAAACGAUCGGGAAUCAAUGAAGACGUUGGGUUUGUGCUUGGUGGGAGGACAGAAAAAACCAUUGAUUGAGUGA
This is a messenger RNA of Colletotrichum higginsianum IMI 349063, 1206 nucleotides long. Its product is annotated as Arrestin. The record is from RefSeq and is a predicted model, not a curated record. Gene Ontology annotation, cellular component: division septum. The transcript is spliced from 3 exons. Bases 1 to 1206 code for a protein of 401 amino acids. NCBI's taxonomy places the organism in Eukaryota, Fungi, Ascomycota, Sordariomycetes, Glomerellales, Glomerellaceae. Gene Ontology annotation, biological process: division septum assembly.